This is a messenger RNA of Plasmodium reichenowi, 969 nucleotides long. Its product is annotated as uracil-DNA glycosylase, putative. The transcript has a single exon. The coding region runs from base 1 to 969 and encodes 322 amino acids. Gene Ontology annotation, biological process: base-excision repair; base-excision repair, AP site formation via deaminated base removal. Lineage: Eukaryota; Apicomplexa; Aconoidasida; Haemosporida; Plasmodiidae. Gene Ontology annotation, cellular component: nucleus; mitochondrion. Gene Ontology annotation, molecular function: uracil DNA N-glycosylase activity. The record is from RefSeq and is a predicted model, not a curated record.
AUGAAUAAUCCAACAAUUCAGAACACAAUCGAUCAAUUUUUUAAAGUAAAAAGAAAAAGUAGUAUCCUUAGUGGGGACAUAGAAAAAAAAAAAAAAAGAGUAAUUUUAGAAGAAGUAGAAGAAAAAUCCUUGGAAGGUAGUUUAAAAGAAGAAAAUGUAAACAUUUUGAAGACGAAAAAAAUUAUGAAUAAUGAUGAGGAUAUAGAAAAGAUGGGUACAAUAAGUAAUAUUAGUAUGAGUACUAGUACAAUAGAUAAUGAAAUAAAUAAUAAUGUAAAACAAAAUGUUUGUGAACAAGGAUAUAUGGAAGAAAUAAAGAAGUUAAUGCAUAUAGAAUGGUAUGAGCUAUUAAAAGAUGAAUUAAAAAAAAACUAUUUUAAAAAUAUGUAUUUAAAAAUAAAAGAAGAAAGGAAAACAAAAGUUAUAUAUCCACCUGAACAAUUAGUUUUUAAUGCCUUUUUAAAAACACCAUUGUCAAAUAUUAAAGUAGUUAUAGUAGGUCAAGAUCCCUAUCAUCAAAAAGAUCAAGCCAUGGGAUUAUGUUUUUCUGUUCCUAUAGGAGUAAAAAUACCUCCAAGUUUAAAAAAUAUUUUGAAAGAAAUGAAACAAAAAAGUAACCAUGGAAAUUUAAUAAGUUGGUCAGAACAAGGUGUAUUUUUAUUAAAUACUUCUUUAACAGUUGAAGAAAAUAAACCAGCAUCACAUAAAAAUUAUGGAUGGGAAACAUUUACUGAUACAGUAAUUAAUAUAAUAAAUCGUCAAAAAGAAAAAAUCAUUUUUAUGUUAUGGGGUAAUUUUGCUAUUAAAAAAUGUAAAAAUAUUGACAUAAAUAAACAUUUUAUAUUAAAGGCUGGACAUCCAUCACCUCUAAGUAUUAAACAUUUUGAAAACUGUAAUCACUUUGCAAAGUGUAAUAAAAUAUUAGCACAACAUAAUUUGACGCCCAUCAAAUGGGAGCUACCCCAAUGA